GAGAGCCUCUCGUGAAAUCAGGAAGUUAGAAAGGAAGUUGAAAUAGACAAAUCGUUGCCUGUGUAUUGUCGAUCCAAUCAAUCGAAACUCGGCUAUGAACUAAUUAAAAGAGGAGAAAAGAAGAGCAAGUGAAAAGAAGAGAAAACAGAGAAAGAGAAUAGAGUGGGGAAAAUAAGAGAAAGAGCACGCAUGUAUCUCAUGGAUUUGUUAUGUACGUAUAUUACAUAUGUACGACUAAACAGAAGGAAAUAAGGAGAGAAAGAGAGAGAUUAAGAAGAGAGAAAGAGAAGAGAGAAGGUUAAAAACGACAAAAAAUUACAAUUUAUCGAAGUAGGUGGGAGCAUACGAGAAUAUAAACACGUCGGCAAAAUACUUGAUCGAUCAGUCUUCCUCCAACGUUCUCCUGGGAUCUGUUGGAACGUCGGGCUUUUCGAUCAUCGUCGAAGAAGAUCCCUCGCAAUCGACACGUGCGCGCUCUCCUUCAUCCCUAAAAAACAUGGUUCCACUACGAAGUUUCGUACUUCUUAACGGCCUUUUCUUUGUCUUAUUGGCAGCGCGAACAGUAGUGACGCGUGUUAUCGACAAAGACAACUUGGAUGGAAUACUCGAGACUCAGGAUGGUCAGAAUCUUUCCAAAGAACCCUUCAACCUUGAAGAAACCUACACUGCCGAUUUUCUAGCUUACACCUUCAAUGGCACUUGGACAUCGGACACCACGAUAGUUUAUACGGAUAUAAUGACGGGAGAUAUUGUUCAAUUCGACGUUAUCAAGCAACGAUUGACUGUGAUCGUCGAUUCAUCGGUUAUGGACGACUACAUAGUCUCGCAUUACACGUUAUCGCCGAAAGGACGAUAUCUUCUGAUAGGAUACGAUUUUCAAAAGGGAUUCCGACAUUCGAAAUUCAUGAGAUACGUCAUUUAUGAUAUUGAACUUGGAGGAUAUGAUAAAAUUGCUAAUGGGAUGCAUAUAGCGCUUGCCAAAUGGGCACCACUAACAGACGAUUUGAUAUAUAUUCUCGAUAACGAUAUCUACUACAUGCGUUUCUCUAACAACGGUUUUAAUGAUGUUCAAAGAGUGACGUAUGAUGGCAUUGUCGGAAUAGUUUACAAUGGUGUGCCUGAUUGGGUUUACGAAGAGGAAGUGUUCCAUGGAUCAUCGGCCAUAUGGUUUUCGCCAGAUGGUAGUCACUUAGCUUACGCAUCUUUCGACGAUAGAAAUGUGCAAGAAAUCUUGUACCUUCAUUAUGGAGAACCCGGUAAUCUCGUGGACCAAUAUCCCACGGAAGUGAAGAUCAAGUACCCUAAGGCUGGCACUUCGAAUCCUGUGGUAUCUUUGACGCUCGUCGAUCUUCACGAUCCUACGUUAAAUAAGAUCGAUUUGAAGGCUCCCAUUGAGGUUGUUGGCACAGACAAUGUACUGUCCAACGUUCAAUGGAAAGAUUUUGAUCAUGUCAUUGCUAUGUGGUCUAAUCGCGUACAAAACAAGACUGAAAUAGUUUGGUAUAAUAAGUACGGUGAAAUUGUUAAGACAUUGGAUGUUGUGGAACACGAGGGAUGGGUGGAAAUAAAAAAUCUAUUCUUCUACAAAGAUUUCGUUUACAUGCGGAAACUACAACCGUCUGGUACGAAGGCUGGAAGAUUUCAUCAUGUGACGAGAUACGACGAUACUCUUCGAUCAUCAUCGACUCAAAUGGAUUUAACUCCAGGUGUCACAGAGGUACAAGAUAUUCGUGCAAUUGAUCAUUCCCAUGGUAGAAUUUACUACUUGGCCACUGGACCCGGGGAACCAUCUCAAAGAAAUUUAUAUUCUGUGCCAGCCGAUGGUAGCGAGAAACCUACUUGCAUAUCCUGCAACGUCCUAACGCCGGAAGGUAAUGCGUGUACAUACGCAGAUGCAAUUUUCUCGCCAUUUGGACAGCAUUACGUUUUAAUCUGUCAAGGUCCCGAUCCAAUGAUCGUCGGUAUUUUCGAUAAUAGCCACAAAAAAGUUUAUUCAUGGGAAAACAAUCUGUUUUUACGAAGUAAACUUGCAAGGAGAGAGUUACCUCUUGUCAAAGACUUAUACGUUCGAGCGAAUGGUUACGAGAAUAAAGUCAGACUCUUUCUACCGCACAACUUCGACGAAAGUAAAUCGUAUCCGAUGUUGGUCAAUGUAUACGCUGGACCAAAUACGGCAAAAAUAAUUGACGUUGCUUCGUACGGUUAUCAUGCGUAUAUGACGACGAAUCGUAGUGUGAUCUAUGCUUACAUAGAUGGUCGUGGAUCAUCGAAUAAGGGUAGCAAAAUGCUUUUUGAGAUUUAUAGAAGAUUAGGUACCGUUGAGGUUGAGGAUCAGAUUAGCGUAACCAGAAAACUUCAAGAAAUGUUUCCUUGGAUUGAUUCUAAGAGAACGGGCGUCUGGGGCUGGAGUUACGGUGGCUUCUGCAGUGCCAUGAUUUUGGCAAAAGAUCUAACUUCUGUUUUUAAGUGCGGAAUAGCCGUAGCACCAGUAUCCUCUUGGAUUUAUUAUGAUUCGAUUUAUACGGAAAGAUAUAUGGGUCUUCCAACACCAGAGGACAAUCUUGGUGGUUACAAUGGAACGGACGUGUCAAGAAGAGUGGAGGAUAUUCGAGGGAAGAAGUUUAUGUUGAUACAUGGUAGCGGCGAUGAUAACGUUCAUUAUCAACAAUCAUUGGCAUUGGCAAAGGCCUUAGAGAAAGCCGAUAUAAUGUUCGAACAGAUUACUUACACGGACGAAGCACAUGCGCUCUUCGGUGUCUUGCCUCACCUUUAUCAUACAAUGGAUAGAUUCUGGAGCGAUUGUUUCAGUCUGUCUCACGCUCACUGAUUCCAAUAUUCCUUUUUCUUCAAUGAUCGAGAAUAUAUGACAUCGCUAAAAAGAAUAAUUGAGAACGAAAAGUCAGAUAGGGGAUUUGUAUUGUUCAAGAACGAUACAUAGAAAACUUCUCCGAGAGAAUUUCGAGAAACAUUUAUCUCGAAAAUGUCGAAAACAUAGAGUCGCUAUUUCGAUUCGAAUCAAAUCGGAUCAUACCUAUUGAGAUUUUUAAUUGAACCUUUCGAAUAUAAUUGAUGGAACGAAUAAAAAUUCUUUCUUAAUGUAUUUUAGAUCUUUGAUAAUCGAAUUAUUACUAAAUUAUUUCUAAAUUGCCGAUUUAUAUUCAAUUUUAUGAACGAUUUCUAACUUAAAAUUUCGAUUACGAAUAUUCAUUGUUAAGAUUGAAAAAAAACGAUUUAUUAUAAAUAUAUCGAUUUUCAAUAA
This is a messenger RNA of Vespa mandarinia (Asian giant hornet), 3259 nucleotides long. Its product is annotated as venom dipeptidyl peptidase 4. Gene Ontology annotation, molecular function: dipeptidyl-peptidase activity; serine-type peptidase activity. Lineage: Eukaryota; Metazoa; Arthropoda; Insecta; Hymenoptera; Vespidae. Gene Ontology annotation, cellular component: plasma membrane. Gene Ontology annotation, biological process: proteolysis. The record is from RefSeq and is a predicted model, not a curated record.